Messenger RNA from Sinocyclocheilus anshuiensis, 2783 nucleotides. It is a transcript of the gene tmem200b, whose product is annotated as transmembrane protein 200B. Bases 426 to 1637 code for a protein of 403 amino acids. The transcript has 2 exons. Lineage: Eukaryota; Metazoa; Chordata; Actinopteri; Cypriniformes; Cyprinidae. The record is from RefSeq and is a predicted model, not a curated record.
CUUCAAAACCCAAAAGAGAGCAAUAUAGCCUGUUGAACGUUUGUGUCUGUAUGGAAAGCGAACUGAAGUCUGGUCACUCCAUCGAGUCUCGACGAGGGCGGCGCUCUCCUCAACACUUCACCGAGGGGACAACACGAAACGUGGACGCUGGGGGACGGACGGUGACUACUGAUGAUGGAGCCACAUGUACCUUCUCUCUCUGUCUUUAGAAAGUCCGUUCUUUUAACCCUUCAGUGUCCUCUUCUGGGGAGGAAGAGCUGUCAUGGGACUUCACGCGCGUCUGGAUUGACGGGGAGCCGCGAAACUUCGCAGCGGGAGAAGAGCAUCACGAACACGCGUGUCCAGCGCGGUAGAACGAUGGAACGCGGACGCGAUACACUGUAACAAAGACUCCCAUUAGGGCCCAUUACAGACCAGUCUAUGCCAUGAGGAGUCAGAAGUCCCGUGACCGGACGUCAGCCACACCUUCCCGCCAACGCUUGCCACGGUUCAGUCUUCACUCCAGGAGAAAGAAGGAAAGUGUAAUCCAGGGAAAACUGCGUAUCCGUUCCAUGCCAGGUGCUUUUGUGGUGCUUGGGGUGGUGGUUGUUGUUGUUGGCACCGCGCUUGCUGUGGCAGGCUACUGGCCGUACAGGGCCCAUCGAUCAUCAGUGGACACGACAGAGGAAGGAUCCUCUGGAAGUGCAUCAGGAUGGGGAUUAGGGUCCAAAGGACUGUUUUCAGCAGCAAGUCUGGUUCAUAGUGAAAGGAUGAAACUACUAGGACCUGUCAUUAUGGGAGUGGGACUCUUCAUACUUAUUUGUGCCAAUACGGUACUCUAUGAGAAUCGGGACAGGGAAACUCAAAUGCUUCUGGCUCAGAUGCGGAGCGUCAUUUGCUCUGUUUCUGCAGCCAUGCCUUCGGCAGACCUCUUGCAGGUGAACUCUCUUGCCAGGCACUACCAAUGGGUCAGCAGUUUACCUGCAGCCCACCUGAACAUCCUCUGCCUCCAAGAAAUGUCCAGUUCGGAGCCUCUACUCCAAGUGAAGAGCAUGGAUGAGGAGGACAGCGUUCAGCAGCAAGACACGGUGCACACUGAGGUUCUUCAUCAUCAGGACUCUUCCUCCAACCCCUCGAUUCACUCCUCCAACUCUUGCAACGACAGCAAAGAGUUUUUUUGCACAGAGGAACGGGGGACCAACUCUGCACUGGAUCUGCGGCAAGAAAGUCACUUUGGACUGAGCAACUGUAUGACCGCAUCCUCUAUGUCCACUCUGGGUGGGGAGGACUUGGAGAUCUUCUCCUUCCCACCCAGACGAUCCUACAGCAUGAGCCAUAGGACUAAACCACAUAUGCUGCCCAGGGAUCUGGUGUAUUCAGAGGACAAGCCUGUGUCUUCUAUGGGUCACCAUAGACUGCUUCCAAGGCAGUCCAGCUCAGAGGUGUGCGUGAACAUGGUUGGAGUUGGCGUUACAAACCUUGACCUUAUACCUGUGGAAGAGCAGAGGCACCGCAGCUGGCCUCGGCUAGAUCUCGGAAGCGCCAGGAAGUAUCUCAAGCUGGAAAACAAAGAGGACUCUGUGGACAAGUUACUGGACCAGCUUGAGCAGCAAUGCUUACAGUUGAACAAAAGCUAUGGCUCAGGUCCCUUCCAGUGAGCCGAGGUUUAAUCAUUACAUCAAGGUUAAUGGCUUGCCAGAUCCCAUGGUAAUUUGAAGGAGCCUUAUAUAGUGAUAUACACUUGGAAUAACCCAACCUACAAAUGGGCACAAGUUUCCAGUGGAUAUUGUUUGCACAGUUUCUGGAAUCCCUUGAGUUCAACUAAUUUGCUAAUUUCCAAGACCUAGCCAUUUAUCUCACUUGACUAGUUUUUGUAACUAGCUUGUUUGGAGACUUGAUGGUAUGGAAAUAUAAACACACGUCCUGAAGGAAGCUAGGGAUGGUGGUAUUUUACAGUUAUGGGAAUGUGCUAAACAGCUCGUGAUGUCAUAGAUGAUUGGAUGGAUUCCAGUUGGAGGGAUCCGUUUGUUAUUGUUGCUAAAGCCCUACUUGUUACUAGGACACAGCAAACAACCUUAAUCUACGAGGUAGAAGACCUCGGCAGUGACUAGAUUCAAAGUAAACACAUUUCUGACUUCCGAAUUCAGGUCAGCCAAAGGCAUGGCUCUGGUGUUGAUAGUUAUAAAGGCCAAAAAAUAGAGAAUGCUGGUUAUUUGACCCAUAAAUGGAUUCAUCCAAACUGCGUGUCUACUAUUGGAUUGUCCAUUAGAGUUCAUUUCUAUGGUUAAGAUAAAGCAACCUCAGUUGCAGUGUCUGUAAAUCUUUCGUCUAUGGUUUCCCUGAGUAUCUGUUCUUCUUGUAUUUCACCUUUGUUCUGAUUCUGCCUGCCGGCAGUGAAACAGAAGCAUCAACAAUGAGGGCACAGUGCCCUCUUGGCUUCAUUAACUAAGGUGAUCAGUGUUUUUGCAUGCACUAAUGCGGGUACAUAAUUGCUUUCCCUUUAAAGGGUGGAGCUGGACCAAGUCCCUCUUUGCAAUGAGAAUGUGUAACUUCACUCUGUUUACAAAAAUAAGGCAGUCACCCGUCUCUAUUUCGUCUGUGUAACCUGUUUUGGUGCGCUGUGUUAUUUGCCGUGUGUUCUCAAUGUAUACUGAGCAAUAUCCACAGUCUGAGUGACCAAACAGUGAUCAGACGCUUUACGCCACCUUUGAACUGAAUUCCAUGCCUGUGUUGCAAAUAAAAGGCAAAACAAAACCACUUUAAAUGUAAGUGUUUGGUUGCUGUCCAUGAUUUUACGUUGAUGC